Molecule: messenger RNA, 555 nt
Organism: Psilocybe cubensis
Lineage: Eukaryota; Fungi; Basidiomycota; Agaricomycetes; Agaricales; Agrocybaceae
Exons: 4
Coding region: 1-555 (184 amino acids)
Source: RefSeq, a predicted model, not a curated record
AUGUCUGUCGCUGACUAUGAUGCGCUUUCCCCAGUCUUGGACCUUGGGCACCAGUCCACCAUGACCUUUCUACGGAACGAGCCUUAUCUCGCACGAGUCCACGUUGCUGCCAUAACUGACGCAGAGACACUGAACGUCCUACCACAUUGGCACGACAAAUACGACGAGCUCUUCCGCGUCAUCAAAGGGCGCUUACGCGUGAGGAUCGGGGACGUCACUCGUGAUUAUACUGCAGAGGACGGAGAGAUUCUCAUUCCCAGAGGCACGAUCCACAGCCUCCAUGGAUUUAAGGGAGAGGAGACUAUUUUUGAGGAACGGACUGACCCUAUGGACGGGGAAAAAGAGCUCUUCUUUCGAAAUCUGUUGGAGGAUGGAAAGACUCCUACAAGUCUCCUUCAAGUCCUGGUAGUUGGGUAUCAAGGCGAUAUGUAUAUUCCGCUCCCUGGCCAUAUUAAAUGGUUGGAGAAGGCUUUUGUUAUAAUUUUUGGAGGAUACAUUGCACCUUUGUUUGGAUAUAAAAACAGGUAUAGCAGCUAUAAAGUCAAGGGGGUUUGA